This is a messenger RNA of Theileria equi strain WA, 791 nucleotides long. RefSeq lists its product as hypothetical. Gene Ontology annotation, molecular function: metal ion binding; U6 snRNA binding; pre-mRNA binding. Lineage: Eukaryota; Apicomplexa; Aconoidasida; Piroplasmida; Theileriidae. Bases 62 to 775 code for a protein of 237 amino acids. The transcript is spliced from 3 exons. The record is from RefSeq and is a predicted model, not a curated record. Gene Ontology annotation, cellular component: Prp19 complex; U2-type catalytic step 2 spliceosome; U2-type catalytic step 1 spliceosome.
AUUCUCCAUUUAACGCCAAUUUUAGGCGUUUAUAGACUUUAUUUCGCGAUAAUUUGUGGCAAUGGAGCGUGGGUUAGGUAUUCGUAGAGAUGUGCGCAAAUUAAGUGCAGAGGCAUCAGAGUUCCCAACUUUGUGUGAAACAUGUCUGGGUCCGAAUCCUCUGAUUAGGAUGCUAAGGGAACGAUCUGGAAAAGAAUGUAAAAUCUGCGAGAGGCCAUUUACAAUGUUUCGCUGGAAGCCUGGUCCAAAGGCCAGAUAUAAGCAGACAAUAAUUUGUCAAAAUUGCUCAAAGGCAAAGAACCUAUGCCAAACAUGUCUAUUCGAUCUGGAAUAUGGACUUCCAGUACAGGUCCGCGAUCAAUUUAUAAAGGGAGGUAUUGAGCUCUCAGAUUCCAAGAUCAAUCUCAAUUACCAGUUAAACAAACUCGAAAAUGGGCAAAUUGAUGUAGCCGCACAAUCAGCUCCAAAUGAAAUGCUCAGUAAACUUGCCAGAACGGCUCCAUAUUAUCGCAGAAACAAGCCUCGUGUUUGCACAUUUUGGCUAAGAAAUUUGUGCAACAGAGGUGAAGAAUGUCCUUACCUUCACGAAGAUGUUGGACAUGACCCAUCCCUGUCAAAGCAGAACAUUAGGGAUAGAUUUAAAGGCGAAAACGAUCCUCUCGCACUAAAGAUUCUAAAGGGACUUGAAAAGGAAGAAAAGAAGGAAGAGGAGCAACAACUCCCAGAGGGAGUAUAUCCGUCAAUGUUGCCAAAAGAAGCAGAAAAGAGAAUGUAAAUUUUUACUUUUUUAC